ACGCAUAAGUUGCAUGGAGCCUGGCUUUUAAGCAGUAGCCAAGUGAGAUAAUCGCGCCUCUGGGAUGCCAUGAACAGCAGGAAAGUAAUCUGGUACUCCUACGUGCUCUGGAGCAGCCUGCUCGGCGACAGCCAAGCACAAGUUAUGGCAGUAGCUCCUCCACAGUUUGGAGUGAACUAUGGCCGCGUCGCCAGCAACCUUCCCAGGCCAGCCGAUGUUGCCAACCUGGUGGCCGGGGAAGGGAUCAGCAGGGUGAGGAUUCUGGACAUAGAGCCAGCGGUUCUUCGGGCAUUUGCACGCUUUGGAUCCCCGGUGAGAAUGUCCGUCACCCUGCCCACCGAAAUGAUCUUCGACGUGGCCAUGAGCGAGAGCUGCGCGCGUGCGUGGUUCUACCAGCACAUCUUCCCUUACAGAGCCCAGAUCGAGACCAUCCUCGUCGGCAACGAGAUCCUCACGCUGCACCAAGAGAUGGCCAGGCUCCUGGUCCCGGCCAUGGAAAACUUGCACCGCGUGUUGGUCAGCGUCGGGAUGAGCCGAGCCAUCCGGGUUUCCACAGCUCACGCCAUGGACAUCCUGGACAGCACCGAUCCUCCUUCCAGCGGAUCGUUUGGGAGCAAGUACCGCGAGACCCUGCGAAGAAUGCUCUACUUUCUGCUCGUCACAAACUCCUCCUUCACUGUCAACGUCUACCCAUACUACGUCUACCAGCAGGACAAAGGCCGCACUGUCUCUCUCGACUACGCGCUUGGAAACGUGAGCGCCGACGCCAUGAUGGAUCCACACACUGGCCUCAACUACACCAGCCUGCUCAAAGCUCAGCUGGACGCCGUCUACUCGGCCAUGACCAAGCUGGGCUACGGCGGGGUGCGACUCGUGGUGUCCGAGACGGGCUGGCCGUCGAGCGGAGGAUUUGGGGCCAGCAAGAAGAAAUCCUGUCACUUCUUCUGCAACCUCCUUCAGGAGGUUUCUAGCGGAGCUGGGACGCCCUUGAGACCACACCACCCUAUUCAGGCUUACCACUUUGCGCUCUUCAACGAGAACCUCAAGCGCGGCGCCGUGGAGCAAAACUUUGGUAUCUUCUACCCCAACAUGACCAGGGUUUACCCAUGCAUUUGCUCCGAGGGAGUUGACUAAAUGACCAUGCAGUCUACCAUGGUCAAACGCACACUGAUGACUAAGCGUGGAAAUGAAAAAGCCUGU
Messenger RNA from Selaginella moellendorffii, 1200 nucleotides. Its product is annotated as glucan endo-1,3-beta-glucosidase 14. Gene Ontology annotation, molecular function: hydrolase activity, hydrolyzing O-glycosyl compounds. Gene Ontology annotation, biological process: carbohydrate metabolic process. The transcript has 2 exons. Gene Ontology annotation, cellular component: plasma membrane. Bases 70 to 1134 code for a protein of 354 amino acids. The record is from RefSeq and is a predicted model, not a curated record. Lineage: Eukaryota; Viridiplantae; Streptophyta; Lycopodiopsida; Selaginellales; Selaginellaceae.